GCUCCCGCUGGGGAACCGCCCGGCGCAAAGGGGCCGGGGGCGGCGGAUCCUCGCCCUGGGGGGAGCCCCGAGCCCUGCCCGUCACUUGCGCCCCCUCCCCCCCCCGAUCGCGCCCUUGUAAACCCGCGGGUGGGGGUGGGGGGCUGGAUGGAGAGAUCUAGGGUGAGAACAAGCCAAGGAGCCAUGGCGCAUGGCCCUGCCCCCUCCUACCCCCAGGUCCCUGCGCCCCCCCAGCCAAGUCCCCACCUCCCAGACACGCUCUUCCUCCGUCCAUCAUCCACUGCAAAUCAGCUGCGGCCCCCCCCCUCCCCGUCCAAGCAACCAAUCAGAGACUAGCCCCUGGAUGGGGGCAGGGGGCUGUGCCUAAAACAAGGGACGGGAAAGGUGGGGAACCAGCCAACCCGCUCUGGGGCUUGUGGGGGGAAGGACAACGUAGUUAUAGCGCCAGGUCUUCAGCUGGGGGGAAAUCAGGGCGGCUCCAUUGAAGUUAAUGGUUCAUUUAGCCCUACAGAGAAGCACCCUUUUUAUACAGGGGCGCUGGAACAAUCUGUACAGUGGGGGUGCUGAGAGCCAUCGAACCAAACUGUAAACUCUGGACAUGAUGGAAACCACGUCAAGCCCCGGGGGGUGUGGCAGCACCCCUAGUUCCAGCACCUGUGUUUUUAUGUUUUAGUUCUGCUGAAAGUGCUGGAUUGACCAUCCCAGAUGGGAAAGUCCUGUUUAUUCGCAGAUCAGAUACAAUGCAGGCAACACCAGUGAGUUUUCUCCUUCUUACUCAACCUAGCUGCUUCUUAUGUAGCUGUAUCUAUGCUGGCAAUUUGGGGGAAAUCUUCCCCCCUCGCACUAGCCUCAGUGGUGCUAGCACUUCACAGGCCACAGCAAAUGGCGGAGGCAGGAUAUAUGCCUGUCUCAUCUAACCCUGCUCUGUGGCUGCUACCAGGGGCAGAGCAGCAUUGUUGUUUGUUUAUUUAUUUGCAUUGCCAUAAGCAUAGGAGCCGUAGUCAUCGUGUCAGGUGCUGUACAAACCCACAACAAAAGGACAGUCCAAGCCCCAAGGGACCUACAAUCUAAGUGCAGUGCAACACACAGCGAGAUUUCCCAACUACGUUGUUGCUUUCCUGGGAGGAGGGACUUAAUCGAUACCUCGGCACAAGCUUUCAAUAUUGUCUGAACUCCUUUAAAAGGAAGAACUUUAUUAACACCCCAAUUGAGCUGGGAGGAAAUAUUUGGCUGUCUAGCUCAUUUAGAAGGGAUAAUUUCAUGUGCUGUAAUAUAUACUGCUUACUGUAUUUUUCACUCCAUUCAUCUCCUGAAGUGGGUUUUAGCCCACGAAAGCUUAUGCCCAAAUAAAUGUGUUAGUCUUUAAGAUGCCACAAGGACUCCUCGUUGUUUUUACUGUUAUCUGAGAAGAUUGCACUGAUCGGGAGAGUUUUCAGAGGACAGGGGAAGAGAGUUUGAGUUUGACCCCACAAGGAUUGCCUUUCUGGUUUUCCAAGGGUGCUGCCUCUACCAGGAGCAGGAUGAUGUUGACUCUGACAGCUGAGGACAAUGGGGAGCUGUGUCUGCAAAGUGCUCAGUGCAAAAGCAGCUGUUGCCACAGGACCGACAUGUUAAGUCUGGCUCGUUGUGCGAACCGAGCAGCCGAGAAUCAGGGGUGUUCCCCCAAGAGCAUCUAUGGGGUUUACUACAAGUGUCCCUGUGAGAAUGGUUUAACCUGCGAGACCGAUAAGAGCAUCGUGGGAUCCAUCACCAACACCAACUUCGGCAUCUGCCAGGAUCCUGGGAGCUUGUCCAAGUAAAAGUGGAGUAACAGCAUAGGAAAUGUUCCCGCGCCCCGCAGCCGUCACCCCCUUCCCACGCCCACGCCCCACAGCCAUCACCCCUUCCCAUGCAUGCAUCCCUCCUCUCCACCAUAUCUACUGUAUAUACCAGGCACCUCUUCCCAUUCUCCUUUCUCUGCACCUCUCACUCCACAACAUGCAGAUACCUGGCUCAUUAUCCCCAAACCCCUUUCCACCCAACCCACACAUUGAUCCCUCUUGCUGUCACCAACACCUGCACCCGUUCUUCCACACCGCACGCGCACAUACCUAACCUCAGCUCUGCUGGAGUAACGCACAGAGAUCCUGAAUGACAUUUGAUUAUCGGGUGUCCCUCUGUGCUGGGUCUGACAAUUCAGAACACCCUUCCCAUGUAUCUGGGUGAAACAAGAACCGCAUCAGUUCAAUACCCUCCAAGAGUCAUUAUUGUCUCUCCCCCAGCCCUCAAAAAUAACUACCUGCCUCUAUCGCACGUUGUAUCUUCAGAUUUCAGAGUAGCAGCCAUGUUAGUCUGUAUUCGCAAAAAGAAAAGGAGUACUUGUGGCACCUGAGAGACUAACAAAUUUAUUUGAGCAUAAGCUUUCGUGAGCUACAGCUGGCUGCAGUCCCCUUCCUGGUGCCCCCUUCUGAAUCCCAUUGUUCAUAAGCUGUGCCAACCUCACCCAGCCUUGGCCCUGAUUUCUCACUGAUUACAUCAUUGUCUCUCUUUCUGCAAAAACUGCCCGGCUUCUCCAUGGGACUGCAGCAACUCUUCUGCUCAUCCACGUCACCCUAACCGAUCCGGCUGGGGAUGGGCGGGGGGAAAGGCACUCUUGUGAGAUCAGGCAUCGUUCCCCAUCUCCUCCAGUUAAUGCAGAGAUAGCUAGGCCAGGAUCUGUUCCAGGAACCAAGAUAGAGAGAGCAAAGGGCCUGUAGCAGGUGGGAAGGGAGAGGUUGGGAGGAAGAUAGGGUAGAGGGGACUUCAGACCAACUCAAAGAAGGCUCGUGCCUUGGGCAGAACAAGGUUGGAGAGGGAUUUCCUUUCUCUAGGUGAAGUCCACCCCGGCACAAUGGGUACUUCAAGUGGUGCAAAAGCCCUGGUUCGGGGUGAAUUAAUCUCCUAGACUGAUGCUUGCUCAGUAUUAGUGCUGGGCAUAGAACUGCGAUCAGUACUGUAGCUGGUUAACUCAGCCAGUCAUUCUCCCUGUGGACUACACGGAACAGAUUGCAAUUACCUCAGAUUGAGUCCAUCACUGAAAUCAUUCAGCUAGCAGCUUUUUUUUGCUCUCCAGCCAGACCUCAUCUCCCAGGAUGCACCGUGGCCACACAACUCCUACAAUGCACUGCCUUUCCUCCCCCUGAGAGGAGAUCAAGGUGCAUUGUGGAAGACUGAGUCCAAUCAGGGAGCCUGGUCUACAGAGGUGAAUGGGAGCAUGAGACACCCAAACUACAAUUCCCAUGAGGCACCGCAGUAGCCUUUCAGAAUUGAACCAUUUUGGUUUUCAGCCAAAAUACUUCAGACUUUGAUUUUUCUUUCUCUCCAAAAAUCAAAUUUUUCUGCAGGGAAAACCCCCAUUUUCUGACUCCCCUCUAGUGACACCUCCUCCUAAGUGGUGUUACCCGAGAGCUCUAUGCAUGUGUAUAUAAUCCGUAAUCAUGUGUAAAUAGUUAAUAGGUAAGGGGCCAAUAGUGGGCGGAGUCCCUGGAUUUUGUAGGACAAAUAAAACUUGUUAGCCUUGUGCAUUGCAAAUGGCUUUCUUAGUGCAAGCUCUUCACAAUCACUGUUAAUCUAGCGUCAGAAGUGAGAGUUGUUUGCUCCUCUGUUGUGUCACGCUAGCAAUGGCCGUGAGCAGCAUUUCACCCCCUGCUGCACACUUCUGCCCACACUGGAGCUUUGCCUGAUUUUUUUUCUUUUUUAGAAAGGGAGUCGUGUAUAGGAAUAGGGCAGUACCCCUUUAAAUAGGUUGUCUGCCCUCCAGUGGUGCUCAUUGUAUCCCAUGUUUCA
This is a messenger RNA of Dermochelys coriacea (leatherback sea turtle), 3804 nucleotides long. RefSeq names its product colipase (gene CLPS). Gene Ontology annotation, molecular function: lipase binding; enzyme activator activity. Gene Ontology annotation, cellular component: extracellular region. Gene Ontology annotation, biological process: positive regulation of catalytic activity; digestion; lipid catabolic process. The transcript is spliced from 3 exons. The record is from RefSeq and is a predicted model, not a curated record. Lineage: Eukaryota; Metazoa; Chordata; Testudines; Dermochelyidae. The coding region runs from base 1521 to 1799 and encodes 92 amino acids.